AUGUUCUGCUUCAAGCAACAUCGGAGAAGCGGAGCUGGAGAGGGUGCCUCUAGCGGCGACGCCUUCACGCUCGGAUUCCCAGGAGCAGAAAAAGGGAGAGGAAGAGAGGCCAUGAACUGCCCCGCCGUAUCGAAGAGGCCAGGACGCACAGGAUGGCUGCAUUUUCAGGGGAGGUGCUUUCCGUCGUGCAUCAGCUCAAAACAUCUGUCGAAGGUGAAAAGACACCACAAAGCCGAAGCCUUGACAGGGACCGGAGUGUGUGGCACGGAGGGAAAUCAAGGAAACCUCGACAGCGACGACGGCCAAGGAACAGUUCUCCCGUGUGCUGCUGAGUCAGAUUCUUUGAUGUCCACCGUUUUCAAAUCAGAGAGACGCUCUCUUCCAGACAGACCUUCAGUGCAGUUUUUGCCCGAGCAGGCAGCAGCUAGACAAACAAAGGUGGUGGUGAGCAAGGACUGGACAGCUGCAGCAGACAGGGAACGAUGGGAAGCACUAGCUAGUGGGAAAUCGAGAACGCCAAACGGAGAGCUGUUGAACCCAGAAGGCAGAGAACUCGUAAUUGGGCAGAAGAAAAACAGGAACGAAACAGACAUAAAGGAUCCCAUAUCUCUCCCUGCUGCGGAUUUUCCUUAUUUCUUGACGGUUUUGUUGAGCGAGGGUGAAACGUACGUAAAUCAGAAGACGGCCCGUCGAGGGGAAAGCAGUGACAGCGGUGUAGUGAAAGACCGGAACUGUGACUCACUGCCUGCAGCACGCUUUACGAGAGGAGAAUCUGUGUCGGGAACGGGGUUUCAAGGGGGGUUCGCAUCCGUUGAACUACGAACUGAAGAGGGAAAACGCGAGACACCCACUGUGAGCGAUUUUGGACUCCACGAGGCUUCCACACAAAAGUGGGAUCGCGUGUUCCAUGGAGAAUAUGAAAACUGUUUGGUAGAGAGAAGCAAGUACCAAUACGAGUGCCGACAAGAUGGCGUAAGCGACGAAGAUACGUUUGUUUCUGGGGAGGAACCCUGUGAUGAAAAACACACUGGCCCUACAGCAGCGUGUGCCGGCGACGACUGGAGCUGUUGCCGCCCAAUAGACACAAACAUCUUUGACCUUCCUGGCUCUCUAACGGAACCAUUUCGUCUCUGUUCUGCUCCCUCGGAGAGCUCUGGGAUUUGUUGUACAGUGUUUGAGAGAUCCACAUGCUCGCAAUCUUCAACGCGAGAAGAUGUGUUUGCAUCUCGCGAGGACCCGCUGGCGUGCCAGAGAAAAACGCCCAGCGUGCCGCCUCCAGGCGAGGGCAUGCUAGCGUUUGGACCGAAAGGUUUUCCCGCUUCCUGUCCGUGGCCAGUGGAGGGAAGAGAACGGGAAAGUUUCAGCUCUCUUCGGGAGAAGGACGAAAUGCAGAAAGGAAGACAGUUUCACACAGCGAAACGAAUGUUAAGAACCAAUGCAGAGGAAAUGAUCGGCAGAAAACGAGUCAGAAUACGGGGCGUCUGUAGGAAGCGGUACACCCGCAUUCGAUGUGGGGAACACGAUAUGAAGGAGUUCAAGAGUAGAGAAAGGAAAGAGGACGGUCUCAGCGAUCUCUCUAGAAAGGCGGCUUGCUGCUCACGAGACGACUGGCUGCAAACGGAAACAAUGCCGCUAACCCCACAUAGCUAUAGAAGUCCUUCCCAGAACAGUACCUCGUUGUUUUCAGUUUCUCGGUCGUCCUGCUCCUCGAGACACACUCAGACCAGUCACCCCUGGACGGUCCGUCACCACUCCGGUGGCUCUCAAAAGCGGCUGACUGCACUGUUGCUGCCUCGCGAUCGGACAGUCCUCUCUUCAUCAGAGAGGAAGGGAUGUCCAAGCCAGACUGACUUUGACGAUGAAGACGUCCCGUUUUCACCUUCCUUUUGCGUUUUCGUCUCUCCCGAAGACACGACAGGCCCAGAAGAGGGUGAAGCGCAACGCCCGUUGUCGUGUCAAGAAACAUCAGGGUUCACGCCAUUUGCAACAGGAGACUCCGGCAGAAUGACUUCAGAAGUCCCCGAAAACGUUUUUCUCCCCUGCCUGCACAACCGUGCCGAAAGCCUUUGUAGCUCGGGAAGCAACAGCGUGCAUUGUGACGAGGAGCCUCAUGCAGGUACAGAUUUGAAGGGACCAUCAGUUUCCAUUGAAAGUGCGCAGAGUGAGGUACCCGACUACUGUCUGCGACAACGCAGCGAAUUUCCCGACGGCAGAAAAGAGUUGUCGGGAACCACGUGCGUGAUGGACGAGGUAGCAGGUAAUGCCGGCUCUGUGGAGGCAGAUAGAGAACACGAUGAGAGAGAACAUCCGAGUUCCUCGGACAACAAGGCAGGGUUGGAGGUUGCUGCUUCAUCCAGGGAAGGAGUCCGAGGAAGACGAGAAAAAAGAUCCAAACGAAGGAGACUAUCGUUGACAACCGUUUCUGAUCCUCCUCCGCUCUACCCAGAAACUCUGGCUCCUCCUUGGGAGAAAGGCGAAUUAACAUCUGCCUCGACCAACCAUCACAGGCGUCCUGCUUCACAUCAGGCGGCUGUUUCUGUCGAGGGCGUCAGCUGUUCCAGGUCCACGUCUCACAGAUCUGCUCCAAAGGACGAAGACUGUGCGUCUCAGAUGCAAGAGGAUGGAAAUCAGGCGAAAUCUCCGUCACAGCCGGAGACACUGCUUUCCACAGACGGAGGACGUUCGCAAACGCCUGAAGCAGAGAACAAGCAGACCUGGACUGAGACAGAAAGAUUUAUUUCUGUCGUUGGCGAAGGUCUUGUGAGUGUUCUCGGGAGAGGUGCCGAGACACUCCAAAACAUACUCGUUGAAAGUUUGCUACAGAGCUGGGUAGAGGAGCCUGCAGGCGCCGCCGCCGAUCAGAGCCUGGAGGACGAGGGAACCCGAGAUGGAUCCUGUACGAAACCAAGGAGACGAAAGCGCCCGCUUGCCGACUUUUCUUGUUCCUCACCGUAUUCCUGCAACAGAGAGGUAACUUGUUUGUCCUCAUCGUUUUCUUCAUUCCACAAAGACUUCUGCAAAAAAGAAGCCGUCUGGGGAGUCUGUGGUGGCCGACGGGACGAGUGCGGAGGCACCGGGCUGACCAGGAGCCCGGUUUGCUUUAAGAUUGACCACCGGGAAGGAGCCGAGGCGAUAAUGGGCCAUUUUAUGCAUCCUACCCAGGAUCGAGAACGUGGUUUACUGCACAUAUCUCUGAAAAAAGUCCCAGAUCACUCUUCCUCGUCUUUUCCAUGUUACAUUUCUCCACAGAAGAGGCUGCUCCGGUUGCAAUGCCCCUCGUCUUCCCCACUCGCCUCUCCUUGUUCCCGGCCUGCUCAACCCCCGAACUGUUUCUUUCCUCUACAAGCAGUGCCGUCGUCCGUACCCUGUAUCUCUCGUGCGGUGCCCAGAGCAACCGAGACCGGUGAGGUACCCUGUUCUCCUGUUCCUUCCUUUUUGUCUCCGACGCCCGCUGUUGGUGAACCCUCCGAAACAUCUGCCUGUCUCUCUGCUGCUCUCCCGCGGGCAACGCCCCACCGAGAAAAUGGUCAGCAACAGGUAGACCGUCCCCGCAACGCUUCGCGCCCUGUUCGCGGGGAGUCGUCCAGUUUGAGGCGAGCAGGAAGAACGGCGCCGCAUAGUGAAACAGCGAAACUCGAGGUCCUGAAUCGGUGUGGUUCCUCGGAGUUCUCCAGUCUCUCGUGGCCUGCAGAAACUCGGAAAUCGUGUUUCAGGGCGCCGUGUGUCGACGGCGCGGGUCCGUCACCUAGUCUAGUGGCAAACAACAGUCGAAUUCCGGGAGGAAAGAGAGAAAGAACUUACAAGGAAGAAAUAUCUGCAGGUGUGAAAUUCGAUCCAAUUCGGGCUGGCCGUAGACUUCCUCAUACUCGUGGCGAGAGGUAUUGGGAUUUCCGUUCGACACUUCGUUUCGCUGAAAACAAUGGACGUCCUGCGCCUCCGUCUUCGUCUUGUUUAUCCUUUUCUUCCUUUUCUUCUGCUUCGCCUUCUACACCGUAUUCAGCCGUAGUCUUCGGCAAACCCCCUGUUUCUUCUCCACCCUUCGCUUCUCCGUCACCCGUCCAUUCGUGGCCUUCUGGAGGAAGGCAGAUGAAACAAAAACGAACGCGAGGCAAGGCUCUGUGGAUACCUCUUUGCCCUCAGCCAAUUCCGGUUUCCAGGUUCCCCCUCUCGAGCAGAGGGUGUGGCUACACUGGGGCGUGGCCCACGGCAGGUGAGAGAAAGACGAAGGCGAGCCGGCCUUCUCCUCCGUUCUUUCUCGAGCGAAUUCAGAAGCCGUCCAGGUUCAAGGAAGUAGGUAGUCCCGGAGGAGUGAUACCCACGUCUCCCUGGCUGUUUUCUCAGUUGAACGCACGAGUACAGCCUAACCGUCGCUUUGUCGCUUCUCCAAACACUGCACCGGCAGCAGUUGGAAUUCACCACAGGCGAGAGUCACUUCCAGGGCGAAUACCCCAUUUUCAGCGAAUUGCCGAUUGCAGAAGAAUAAAACCCGUCUAUACAUACGAGGGGCGGCAUCUCCGUAUCGCUCAGAAUUCCCUUGAAAGCCGGCAUGCAUCAGGAACCGGCUCACACGCUGAUGUUGUAGCUUUCUCCUCUCAACGCACCACAGGAGUCGGGCAGUUCUUUGCUCCGAACGCGCUAUCCACAAAGGUCCAACGGAAGACAGCGGAAGAGACGGCACGGCUUCCCAACGCCUCAAAUGAGAACCAGCGAUGCGGACAAAUAGGGACACAAAAGACUGAACGGAACUACUCUUGUUUGUCUACAUCAGAAGCUUUCAACAGACUGAAUCGGAUAGAUUCGUACCGCUCCUUACAGGAAAUCUCCCUUCACGAAGGUGGCCGUACAGCGACGACAUGA
This is a messenger RNA of Neospora caninum, 4857 nucleotides long. RefSeq lists its product as hypothetical. Lineage: Eukaryota; Apicomplexa; Conoidasida; Eucoccidiorida; Sarcocystidae. The transcript has a single exon. The coding region runs from base 1 to 4857 and encodes 1618 amino acids. The record is from RefSeq and is a predicted model, not a curated record.